Messenger RNA from Brassica rapa (field mustard), 949 nucleotides. RefSeq names its product DNA-directed RNA polymerases II, IV and V subunit 9B. Gene Ontology annotation, cellular component: RNA polymerase II, core complex. Gene Ontology annotation, molecular function: DNA-directed RNA polymerase activity; nucleic acid binding; zinc ion binding. NCBI's taxonomy places the organism in Eukaryota, Viridiplantae, Streptophyta, Magnoliopsida, Brassicales, Brassicaceae. The record is from RefSeq and is a predicted model, not a curated record. Gene Ontology annotation, biological process: transcription initiation at RNA polymerase II promoter; maintenance of transcriptional fidelity during transcription elongation by RNA polymerase II; transcription-coupled nucleotide-excision repair.
CAUAAUAAAUAUACUCAACAUUCCUUUAACUGUUUGGUGAAACUUUAUUUAUUUUUAUUUUAAAUAAUUUUAGUUAUCAUUCUAUAAUAUUUUUUGUUGAUUAGUAAAAUAUUUCAAGAGGAACAAAUAAAAACUAAAGUUAAAAAAGUCAAAACAGUAAACCUUGUAAAUGGGCUGGCCCAUGGGCUUUUAAGGACACCGACUGCGUUAAUCCCCAACAAUACAGAGCUUUUACUAGAUUCUAGAGAGCAGCUGCUUGACCUUCUCUACUCUGAACGAUCCCGCCAAAGACACUCGAGAGACUGUGUGUGAAAAUCAGUGAGCUGAAGAGAUCCAGCGAAGAUGAGUACAAUGAAGUUUUGUCGCGAAUGUAAUAACAUCUUAUACCCAAAGGAAGACAAGGAGCAAUCGAUACUCCUCUACGCUUGUCGUAACUGUGAUCACCAGGAAGCGGCGGAUAACAACUGUGUGUACAGAAACGAGGUUCAUCAUUCAGUAAGCGAACAAACGCAGAUCCUAUCCGACGUCGCUUCUGACCCCACUCUUCCCCGCACCAAGGCUGUCCGCUGCGCCAAGUGUCAACACGGCGAAGCUGUCUUCUUCCAGGCUACUGCUAGAGGCGAAGAAGGAAUGACUCUGUUCUUCGUUUGCUGCAACCCCAAUUGUGGCCAUCGUUGGAGAGAAUAGGAAACUUUGUAGUAGCUUACUGUGUAAUGUGUUAUUGACUUCCCCUUUUACGUCUUUCAUACAUUCAUUCAAUUUGGAGUUUUCUGUGUGCUAAUAUGAAAACUGUGGGGAUGUUAUCGAGUUCUUGAAUUUUUAAGGUCUUUUAUGAUCAUUUUAGUUUUAUCUAGUCUAAUUAUGAAUUUGCUGAUUUCUGAGGGGCCCGUUCAGAAAACUCGUCCUUGUCUAUAUGGGUUUGAAUACGUGGAAACUGAAAAUUGUCAUA